UGCUAUCUGCUAGUAGCAGCUAGUAGAUUCCAACACCGGAGCAACCUAUGUAGUACUGCGCCACAACGAAUCAGUCUUGUGAAUAUUCGCGAACUAUGCGGUCGCCAUACGAUGAUUUCUCUGUUGUGUCGGACAGCGGUGAUGAAGCCAGAGCCAAUAGCUACAAUUACAGUAGCAACAACAACAGUAGUGCCAUACCAUAUCACGCGCGUGAAAAUUCGUUGCCAUUUAGUUAUGGCCAAAUAAAUAAGGCCUCGACGCCAUUGCGCAGUAUUAGUGGUGACGCGGGCACUGGCGGACUAUAUCGUAAUCAACAUGGUAUCGGUGUUGGUGUUGGUUCGAGUGGUAUUCGCGAUUUCGGAUUGGGCCCAAGUUCGUCGCCUUCGAAGGCGGAUAUGAGCCUAAGUUCAGGCACUGAUCAUUAUUAUGGUACUAAUUACAAAAAUGCAAGCAAAAACGGAUUAACGGCUACAUUGAAAUCAACAACCGCAAAAACAUCGGCAUCGGGAAGUAGCACGGACACGACAAAUACGAUUAAAGCGCAACCACGUCUUACCAGUCCGAUAUUGGUGCGCAAAACGUUGAAUAGUCGAUCACCUACGCGCAACGGAGCCACUAAUACCAACACAAUUGCCAAUACGUACCACUACAAAUAUGGAAACGACAAUGACAGCGCUUUCUACGCUACCGCCGGCAGCAGCGACCAUAGCAACGCUUUAAAUGGCAACAUCAGCGGCUACAACAACGGCUAUGGUAGCACCAAGAGAUACAACAAUAACAACUUCAUUUACGGCAACAACAACAACAGCGAAAAAUUCGAAAUUGGCGACACAAUUGACGGCAGCCUAAACGUGCGAACGCAACCACGCGAUGAUUUUGAUCAACUUUUACGCGAACGUCGUGAAAAAGUCAUGCGGGAGCAUUACCGACCGACUGGGACAACGCCAAUUGUCAACGGCAGCGGGGGUACCUUCGGCACAUCACCCAAUUCUCGAAAAUUCAACUACGAUUUUGAAUUUCAUUUGAAUUUAGAUGAUGCGCCUCCGCCCCCACGUCGCGCCCACACCAUGGAUCGAACGUCUCUGCAACAGCUGCAGCAAUAUCGCACUCGCGAUAUUCCAGUUGCGCGCGAGGUCGCUAUGCCGACCAGCAAUUCAACGUAUGUGGAACGUAAUUAUCACACAAUUAGCUCCUCGAAUGCCUGCCGAGAGGCAAGCGGGCCGUUCGCAGCUUCCCAGCAACAAUCGCGAAUACUGCAACAGCAAUCGCGACCGCAACCGCAGAGCCAACAGCAACAGCAACUCGAAUCGCUUUACAGUACAGUGGAGAAGCGUGUAGUGCAACCGUCGCGGAGGCAAUAUUCACCAUCACCGUCUCCAACACAAUCGCAGCAAGAGCGUCGACUGGAGUACUCCAGAUAUGGAAAUGGAAAUGCAGCUGGUUAUGGCAUUGACAGCAGCCACGAGUAUGCAACAAAUAAUCGAAGCUCAUUGGGGGCUGCCGUUGUUGCACGCAGCCGCAAUGACUUGUCAUCGCCCAUUUAUGCCACGACGAGUAAGCAAGUCACCGCUGCGACGAGCACAUAUCACAGUCGUAACUCAAUCGAGCCAGCAUUGUCAGUUACGGAUCACCCGAUGGCGGCAUCGUUGUCGUUGCCAGUUGGGCCAGCGUCAACUGUGGCAGCGACUGCGAAUGCGGUAGAGGCUGGCAAGAUUUCACCUUCGCCAUUACACGUCGCACGCCCCGAGACGCCUGCGUUUCCCGUUACGCCACGCACGCCAUAUGGUGGAUAUAAUGGUCAAAACAGCCCCAUAGCUUAUUCGCACAGCCCGGUUCCACAGCGCCCGGACUUGCCGAAUGGAAAGUCAAUGCUUGACUUGCACAACUUCUCCUCGGAGACCAUUUACCGCACAAGUUGUCGCCCACGUCUCGAUUCCAAUAUGUCAAUGGUGAAUAGUGAACCCCAGGAGGUCGCUGCACANGAAUGGAAAGUCAAUGCUUGA
Molecule: messenger RNA, 2003 nt
Organism: Rhagoletis zephyria (snowberry fruit fly)
Lineage: Eukaryota; Metazoa; Arthropoda; Insecta; Diptera; Tephritidae
Product: myb-like protein P
Source: RefSeq, a predicted model, not a curated record